This is a messenger RNA of Bursaphelenchus okinawaensis, 1091 nucleotides long. The record is from the annotation of a GenBank genome assembly. NCBI's taxonomy places the organism in Eukaryota, Metazoa, Nematoda, Chromadorea, Rhabditida, Aphelenchoididae.
AUGACAUCGCCUGCGCCGAAUUUGUGGCUAUGGGGAGCUGGUCUUGGAGCCACGGCUUUUCUAGGAUAUGCUUUGUACUUUGAUUACAGAAGAACACAUGCUCCAGAUUAUAAAGAAGCUAUCAGACAGAGUGAGUUUUUUCAUUUUUAUGGUUUUGGCAGUUUAGGUAUGGUUAACAUAGUUCUUGUUGUUUUUAAGUCUUAGAACGUUACCAAAAGUGUUUUUUGGCUUUCGGUCGUUUGAUAAGGCAUUAUAUUACUUAUGGGUUGUAAAAUUUAGGCGUUUCUGUUUUAAUUCAAGUUUGUAGGAUGCUUUUUAUAUUGCUUAUGAGCAUCUAUUGUGUAUAACAUGAUAAAACUCUUAAACCCUAACGUUUUGUGGUAGUCUUGUAUUUUUAUGUGUUUUAUUAGAUUUUUGGCAAAUUUUGGAUGUAAAAUACGACAAAUGUUCCCAGCAUGGACGCUAAAGACACCAAAGAAUAUUUUUUACCUACUACAACGUCUAUUUUCUUAUAAUACCCAUUUUCCUCUAUUUUAAUUCUUCUAAAUUUCAGAGAGAAAGAAUGCAGCUAAACAGCGUUUGGAUGAACCAUUGGACUUGCCAAAUAUGAGUGAUCCAACCGCAGUUCAAAACUUUUUCCUUCAAGAAAUUCAAAUUGGGGAAGAGCUGAUGGGUCAAGGUCUGGAAGAGGAGGGAAUCAAGCAUUUGUGUAAUGCUGUGGUGUUGUGUGGACAACCUGAUCAUCUCAUCAACAUUUUCCGUCAAACCAUGAGUGAACACUUUGAAAAAAUCGUCGCUGAACUUCCUCAUGCUCAAGCUGUAGGUUUGGGGUCUACUACAAUAUAGAAAAGUCGUGUCGUUUAUGGUUUCAACGGGCUUUUUGGUAUUUUUAUAUGUCUGACAGGAUAUUUUAAAACUUUUUAAUAAUGAUAUAAUCCUAAAACUUUUGAAUAAUGACAUUUUGAAGUCAAAAACAUUAAUUUUGGUUCAAUUUUCAGAGAGUCCAAGCUGCUAUUGUUGCUCAAAGAGGAGGAGUUCGUGCCGAGAGUGAAGAACGCGGUGCAAUUGUUGAUGCUGACGAUUUAGAAUGA